AUGUCGGACAUGGACGUGCGUUCGGGGACUUGCGGCGGCAUGGAGUCGUUCUGGAAGACGGCGGCCAGCUUCUGCUUCCGAUCGCCAGUGAAGAUGCGGGUCGUCAACCAACUUCACCCUCACUCCAAGCCAAUGCGGGUGGCGCGGGUCGACAUAUAUCUUCUCGCUGCGUCUGACUCUCACAGGAGGCCGGUGGUGCUGGCGCUCACAUCUCUGUCGUCGGUCGAAUGGUCUGCGGCACGGAAUAUGGCGCACGUCAUCGGUCAUCGAUCUCUGGUUCCUCAUCCAGACGUCGUGGAUUUUCAUGUCGUCCUCCUCGAAGAUCGCUUUGCGGGUGGCGCCACAACGGCCUGGCAAGCGGAUGAUAGUGUGUUCUCGUUCCCGACAGUCGAUGUUGAGAGACCGUGGGAGGACACAUUUGCCUUGCCCCUGACGAAUAAGGCUUUGACGACGAGGACGUCGUGGAGUGCCGACCACGGCUUGAGGGAUGGGGUUCACUUCCGCAACGAGAUUCUCUUUGAGAGCGACGGCGUCCUCGCUGAUGGCUUGACCGCCAUCGUGCCCGCUUCUCGGGGACUCUCAGCUCGUGUUUCGCUUUGGACAGAGCGUUGCCCAUAUUCUUAUGCCGUCAGGCUUGGGGGACUGCGCGCCCGGUUUGUGAGGAGGCAGAUUUGA
Messenger RNA from Fonsecaea nubica, 675 nucleotides. RefSeq lists its product as hypothetical. The transcript has 2 exons. The record is from RefSeq and is a predicted model, not a curated record. Lineage: Eukaryota; Fungi; Ascomycota; Eurotiomycetes; Chaetothyriales; Herpotrichiellaceae. Bases 1 to 675 code for a protein of 224 amino acids.